Molecule: messenger RNA, 354 nt
Organism: Stegodyphus dumicola
Lineage: Eukaryota; Metazoa; Arthropoda; Arachnida; Araneae; Eresidae
Source: RefSeq, a predicted model, not a curated record
AUGAAGCAUGAAGAAUUGCAUAUAAAAAAACUAGUUUACCUUUGGGUUCCCUAUAAUUUAACUGAGCACCAAAAAGAGGAGCAUGUCAGAAUCAGUAAAGAAACCAUUAAAUUUCUUAAAGAUCGUGGCCAUGGCAUUAUUUCUAAAAUCCUAAUUGGUGAUGAAACCUACAUACUAUUUUUUGAUGCUCCAACAUAUCAAGAAAGUAAAGUAUGGGUGUAUGAAGAUGAUCCCACCCCCACAAUGGUGAAAAGACAGCAUGCCAUGAAAAAAGGUAUUGUAUGCUAUUUUCUUCAGAAACACAGAACUAAUCAAAGCUAUCAAGCUGGAAAGACAGAAGACAGUCAUAGCUAA